This is a messenger RNA of Gorilla gorilla gorilla (western lowland gorilla), 1129 nucleotides long. RefSeq names its product testis expressed 35 (gene TEX35). The record is from RefSeq and is a predicted model, not a curated record. Bases 72 to 938 code for a protein of 288 amino acids. Gene Ontology annotation, cellular component: nucleus. Lineage: Eukaryota; Metazoa; Chordata; Mammalia; Primates; Hominidae. The transcript has 9 exons.
GUUGCCUAGGACAGUGGCCUGGUCCCGGGGGCUGUUGUGGGGAGUUGAAGAACACCCUGACCUCCUCCAUCAUGUCAGCCAAGAGGGCAGAAUUGGAGAAAACACAUCUGGUAAAAGAGAGACAUUGCUGGACAAGCAAGAACUACAAGGCAGUUUGCCUGGAAUUGAAGCCAGAGCCGACCAAAGUAAGAAGCCCUUUUGAGGCCAUGCCAGCAGCCAGGCCUGAGAUCCAUGGGGAAGUGACCAGGAGUCAGGGGUCAUUUGCUGAUCCUAGUGGCCAAGAUUUGUCCCAGACAUUUGAUUACAAAGCAGUUAAACAAGAAGGGCGGUUUACCAAAGCAGGAGUGACACAGGACCUAAAGAAUGAACUCAGGGAAGUGAGAGAAGAGCUCAAGGAGAAAAUGGAGGAGAUAAAACAGAUAAAGGAUCUAAUGGACAAGGAUUUUGAUAAACUUCACGAAUUUGUGGAAAUUAUGAAGGAAAUGCAGAAAGAUAUGGAUGAGAAGAUGGACAUUUUAAUAAAUACACAGAAGAACUAUAAGCUUCCCCUUAGAAGAGCACCAAAGGAGCAGCAGGAGCUCAGGCUGAUGGGAAAGACUCACAGAGAACCACAGCUCAGGCCCAAGAAAAUGGAUGGAGCCGGUGGAGUCAAUGGAGCACCCUGUGCUCUUCACAAGAAGACGAUGGCACCACAAAAAGCAAAACAGGGCUCACUGGAUCCCCUUCAUCACUGUGGGACCUGCUGCCAAGGGCAGAUGAGGUGCCUAGCAGGCUGCCCUUCUUGGACCAGGGGAAAUCGAUCUUUCUUGUGCCGUUUCUGUCCUCUGCAGGAGAAAUGUUUGUUGCGUGCUCUAAAGAACAACUACAAUCAGGGUGGGAAAUAUUCACACCAGGUCUGGGCACCCUUUUCACCCUUGGCUUCUGGAGCUGCCUUCUGAUUUAUCUGUACCUCAACCCCAGUGACAUCGAAUAUGUGUUUCCAACCUAACGCAGCUGCAGAACCUACCAGCAGUUCCGGUUCGUCACCUCCCAGCUCCUUAAGAUGCACAGUCAGGGCUUCUUGUCCUGUUAAAUACCACCCCAACCCCAGGCCUCCACUGGAGAUUAAAAACCUUCAUUCAAAGCCAAA